AGAGCGAAGGCUUCAUUUAAUUAGCUGACCACCGACCGAAUCGGUCGUGGUUUUCGCGGAAGAAAGUAAGAGUGAUCUUGAGAAGUAGUCUAGGGGUUGUGCGUCACAUGAUGCAGUACACGGCAGUACUGCUCGCAGCUGGCCUGCUGCUUGUGGGCCAUUCUUUCGCAGCACCGUACGAAGCAAAGCAGGCGUCGGAGGAGCUGAAAGAUUUCACGUUCGAUGAAAUCAUCCCGAACCAGUUCGGAUUGCGAGGCUUCAACGGGACGUGGCUGUCCGGGGAGGAGUUGCUGUAUCGGCAGGGUGGAGAUUACGUAAAGCUGAACGUUAACACCGGGGACAGUGUGGUGGUGGUUACGACUGACGCUUUGAGCCAGUUCCGGGGAGCUUCGAUUCAGCUGAUUAAGCCCGACUUCACCAAGGCCCUUGUCCGGUACGACGUUCGAACGGUGUUUAGACAUUCAUCUCUAUCGAAGUACGCAAUCUACGACACCUUAAGCGACGCGGUGUACCACAUUGCCAACCAGGAGGAGGUGUCCAUCUGCAUCCUCUCCCCGACCGGGCAGAGUCUCGCUUACGUCAAGGAUAACAACGUGUACUACCGUGCCUCGCUGCUCGACCCCGUGGAACGUUCCCUCACUACCAACGGCGUGCCGGGCGUGAUUUACAAUGGCAUCCCCGACUGGGUGUACGAGGAGGAAGUGUUCGGCACGGAUGCAACGCUGUGGUUUUCGCCGAACGGGCGCCGCCUUGCCAUGGCCAGCUUCGACGAUCGGGAGGUGAAAGAGUUCACCUACCAUCUGUACGGCUCGCCGGACGAUACGGACAAGCAGUAUCCGGAGGAGUUGCGCAUUCGCUACCCGAAGGUGAACACCACCAACCCGACCGUACAUCUGCAGGUGACGGAUCUGUCCGCGAGUGACCUUACCUGGGUAGAACUACCGGCCCCCAUUGCGACCGUUGGGGAGGAUCACGUGCUCGGUACGGUGAACUGGGCCGGCGAAGAUGUGCUCGGUGUCAUCUGGACCAACCGGCGGCAGAAUGUGGCAACGUUCCAGAAGUGUGCAGCCGUCAGUGGAACCUGCGCCGAGGCGGUAAGGUUUGACCGUCCGAACGGGUGGUACGAUCUAUACACGCCACGCUGCUACGGCCCUGACCGGUGCUUCCUGAUGGGCGAAAACAACGGUUGGCGUGCUGUGAUGGAACUUACCGGCGAUGGAUCGACAGCACCGAUUCCGCGCACUCCGACCCAGUUUACCGUGUCCUCCAUCAACGGGUACGACGAGACGACACAGUCCCUGUACUACACUGCUGUACCGGCAGCUCAGCCACACCACCGCCAUGUGUACCGCAACGAAGAGUGUCUAACGUGCGGCCUAACGGACGAGCUGGAGGGUUCUUCGGUUGAUUGCAACUUUGCAAGCGUUUCGUUCAGCGCGGACCUCUCCUACAUGGCGGCGACCUGCUCCGGGCCGACACCUUCCUACACGCAGAUCUAUCGCACGGCCGACCGCCAGCUCGUUCUGGACUGGGAAUGGAACAUGGAGCGGCGCGAGCAGCUGAAGCAGUACAAGAAGGUUGCGGUACGCUUCCUGCGCGUUCCCGUCGGUGAUGAUGGGCAGUUUGAGGCAUCGGUAAGGCUUUUCCUGCCGCCCGGGAUUGACUUUGAGGAGGCGGGUACGGCCACCCGCAAGUACCCGAUGGUGGUGAAUGUGUAUGCCGGUCCGGACUCGGUGCGUGUGACCGAUAGCUUCAGCGUGGGCUUUGCGAACUACAUGGCGACGACGAAGGGCGUCAUCUACGCGCAGAUCGAUGGCCGGGGUACGGGCAACCAGGGCUAUGAGUUCCUGUUCUCCAUCAACAACCGGCUCGGAACGUACGAGAUGGAGGAUCAGAUUGCGGUGGCACGGUAUCUGCAGGAGCGGUACGCAUUUAUCGACCCCGAGCGCACAGGUAUCUGGGGCUCGAGUUAUGGUGGCUAUGCGACCGCCAUGACGCUGGAGAAGGAUCACGAGCAGGUGUACCGGUGCGGUAUCUCCGUUGCACCGGUCACUUCGUGGAUGUUUUACGAUUCCAUCUACACCGAGCGCUACAUGGGCCGCCCGACAAACAAUAGUGCCGGGUACGAUCGUAGCGAUAUCAGCAGCUUCACGGAUGAGUUGAAAAAUCAUCUAUUCCUAUUGAUUCACGGCACGGCGGACGAUAACGUGCACUAUCAACAAUCGAUGGUGUUUGUCCGUGCGCUGCUCGAUCACGACAUCGACUUUGAGCAGAUGAGCUAUCCGGAUGAGGCUCACUCGCUGUCGGGUGUUCAGCGCCAUCUGUACCACACGAUGGACCAGUUCUGGGAUCGAUGCUUUGCGUAGAAUUCGAACAUUUUGUAAGACCGUUCCGCUUCACGGUAAAUGGAAACUAGUCUCUAGAA
Messenger RNA from Anopheles merus, 2425 nucleotides. RefSeq names its product venom dipeptidyl peptidase 4. Lineage: Eukaryota; Metazoa; Arthropoda; Insecta; Diptera; Culicidae. Gene Ontology annotation, biological process: proteolysis. Bases 108 to 2366 code for a protein of 752 amino acids. The record is from RefSeq and is a predicted model, not a curated record. Gene Ontology annotation, molecular function: dipeptidyl-peptidase activity; serine-type peptidase activity. The transcript is spliced from 6 exons.